Molecule: messenger RNA, 1748 nt
Organism: Condylura cristata (star-nosed mole)
Lineage: Eukaryota; Metazoa; Chordata; Mammalia; Eulipotyphla; Talpidae
Gene: FAM217A
Product: family with sequence similarity 217, member A
Exons: 6
Coding region: 1-1518 (505 amino acids)
Source: RefSeq, a predicted model, not a curated record
AUGGGGAGAAGAAACGGGGAGACCGGUGGCACCAGCUUGCGGGUGUGGGCCUCAGACAUCUCUCAUGAGAACUUACCUCUCUGGAGCGUGGAUUCAGAAGUCCCUGUGUCUGAAAAUAAAAACCACCUCCCCGGAAGGGAGAGUGCAGCAGGUGGCAAAGUUAACAAGAACCAUCUGGAAAUGCCCAUAGAGCAACUGAAGCUAGCCCUUGAUUUGUCAGAGUCUGCUCACAAAAAGACACAGAAUAGUAAACAAGGGUCAUUUCAGUUAUGGGGUUAUCCUCUUAAUGAAGACAGUGCCACAGAGAACAGGGAUUUCAAGAACUCUUCUAUGGAGACUGGCUUUAACAUAACCAACAAUUCCAUAAGGCUGUUCACGCUGAACGACUCUCUGAGUCCCCCCGUUGAUAAGCAAAUUGCUCCCUACCCUGGCCUGCAGGUGCCUCUGGGUCUCUGCUGGCCCUACAGUGACGGAGACUUUUCUAAGGACAAAAUGGAGCCGCGCCUUACUUUAUAUUCAAGGGAAGACAACAGCAGUGACGUUUUAUCUCCACUGAACUGGAAUUUGAAAUGUGGAAACAGCAGUGUGGAAGAAAAUCUAACAGAUGAAAGUGAUGUGUCAGAAAGUGAAAAGGCAAGCGACUCUUUACUGAGUUAUUUUAAAAAGAUGGACCUGAACUUAAAACCAGAGACAAUAGAAACUGUAGAAGAGGCUUUCACAGAGGAGUCGAGCGAGGGAUUCCUAUAUCCCGAUUUUCUCCCCCCUCCUUUCAACACCCUGGACUUGCACAAAUUAGCCCUUUCCAAGUCUGAGAGUUGGAAAGGGACCAUGGACCCCGCAGAGAGCUCUGUUGACCGCCUGAUAACCCGCUUACUGGAAAUGGAGAGAUUACAACACGUGACUGUACAGAAGGAGCGGCCACGACUGCCCGGCACCCUCUGCACCCUGGCAGUCAGUGAACGACCAUCUUCCUCGAAGGCUCUCCCCAAGGGGAGACAGCCAAAGCCUUCUGAUUCAUUAAGUCUUCAGACCAUGGGUGUAGAUAAAAAUCGAGAAAAAAGAAAAAGCAAUUCUGGGCCUAGCAAACUGGAACAAAAUGUGGCAAAAUGGAACUGGAACAGUGCUGGCAAAUAUAAGUGGAGCGCUCGACCGUCGCUAAAAGGCUCUUCCUCUGGGAAACGGCUGGUUGCAACUUACGACGACUUCAGGAGUCCCAAAAGUCCCAUCUUCAUUCCAUGCCAAGAGCUCUCCACUAAGCCCACAGCUGCCCAAACAAGUCCCUCACUGGUCAAAAUGGUGUCGGCCAGAUGUCUGCCCCCGAGGUCUCCGGUGGCCAUUUCACCCUUACCUCUGUCUUUCCCGGAAAGCCAGAGGGAAGAAAUUAAGGCGUCAAGGUCCAGAAAGAAACUUCACCGAAAAAAUAUAGCAUUGAACAGACCCUUCUAUAUUCAGAAGCUAAACUGUUUAUCCCCAUCCUUUAUCGUCAAGGACAAGUGCUCACCCAUUGACCAAAAGUAACACUUUCUUUCACUUGAGCACAUCUGUUCCCAGGAGUCCAGCUCAAAUAUGGCUCAUGGUUCAGAGAUACAGGUAACAGAAUCACACUCUCAUUUGCUCGACACGAGACAGAGUGGGACUUGUGCCGAUCUCUGCCGAGAUGCCCCUACGCAGCCCCCGAGGCGCCUGCACGGGCAGACGGGACCUCUUUUGCACAUUACGUUUCAGAGAAGUGUGUCACUUAGUCAGGA